AUGCCGAGCAAGCCGCUGAAGGCCAUCAAGCCCAUGUUCGACAAGGGCAAGUGGCGCAUCCUGCGCGGCGACCUGGUGCAGAUCAUAGCUGGAAAGGACCGCGGGCUCACCGGGCGCGUGCUGCGCGUGCUGCGCGACGAGCGCUUUCCGCGAGUCAUCGUGGAGGGCCGAAACAUGGUCAAGCGGCACGUGAAAUCGCAAGAAUCCAAGGGAUUCGUGGUUUCUAUGGAGGCCCCCGUCCACUACAGCAAUGUGAUGGUGCUCGACCCGAUAACAUCAAAGCCCGUCCGCACCCGCUGGGUCUACGACGCGGAAGCCGGCCAGAAGCUGCGGCUCACGCGCGGGAAGCUGUCCAGCAGGAGCGUGAUCUACCCGCCUGAACUGCACAAGACGCACCCUGGGCCUGACACGCGAGCUGCGGCGCCGGACUCCGGCCCGGCGGCGGCGCCGCGCUGCGCGAUGCAGGCGACCUUCGUUGUCGUCAGCUCCGCAGUAAUCCUCUGA
Messenger RNA from Monoraphidium neglectum, 504 nucleotides. RefSeq names its product 50S ribosomal protein L24. The record is from RefSeq and is a predicted model, not a curated record. NCBI's taxonomy places the organism in Eukaryota, Viridiplantae, Chlorophyta, Chlorophyceae, Sphaeropleales, Selenastraceae. The transcript is spliced from 4 exons. Gene Ontology annotation, cellular component: mitochondrion; ribosome. The coding region runs from base 1 to 504 and encodes 167 amino acids. Gene Ontology annotation, molecular function: structural constituent of ribosome; RNA binding. Gene Ontology annotation, biological process: translation.